Molecule: messenger RNA, 2974 nt
Organism: Brassica napus (rape)
Lineage: Eukaryota; Viridiplantae; Streptophyta; Magnoliopsida; Brassicales; Brassicaceae
Product: probable xyloglucan endotransglucosylase/hydrolase protein 30
Exons: 4
Coding region: 224-1252 (342 amino acids)
Biological process (GO): cell wall biogenesis; xyloglucan metabolic process
Cellular component (GO): cell wall; apoplast
Molecular function (GO): xyloglucan:xyloglucosyl transferase activity; hydrolase activity, hydrolyzing O-glycosyl compounds
Source: RefSeq, a predicted model, not a curated record
CGAAAUGUUAAUUCUCCAGUGAUCGGGACUAGAAAAAUAUUUCUAAAUGUACUUUUAAUUUUAAAUACCAGUGGCAUACUAAAAAGAAGGGUAAAUUCGGAAAAUAGAGAAGAAAAAAAAUCAAAAAGACUAUUGUGAAUCAUAUAUAAAGACCACGAGCUUGGAAGGGAAAGAGCAGUUUUCUCUCACCAAAACGUUAAACCUCAUCUCAGAAAGAACAACAAUGUCUAAAUUAUCGUAUAAUCUCAUCUUCUUCAUAGUUUUCUUGUGUUUGGGGUUGAGAUCAUCAGCGAUUACGAAUCUCAACACCUUAAGUUUCGAAGAAUCGCUUUCUCCUCUCUUUGGCGAUGGCAAUCUCGUCCGUUCACCUGAUGAUCUCUCCGUUCGCCUCCUCCUCGAUAAAUACACCGGUUCUGGUUUCAUAUCAUCGAAUAUGUAUCAACAUGGAUUUUACAGCUCUAUGAUCAAGCUUCCAGCCGAUUAUACUGCCGGCGUCGUCGUCGCCUUUUACACAUCAAACGGAGACGUGUUCGAGAAAACACAUGACGAACUAGACAUAGAGUUUCUAGGGAACAUUAAAGGGAAGCCAUGGAGGUUUCAGACAAACCUGUACGGAAAUGGAAGUACACAUAGAGGUCGUGAAGAAAGAUAUCGUCUAUGGUUCGAUCCUUCUAAAGAGUUUCAUCGUUACAGCAUCCUCUGGACUCCUCACAAGAUCAUAUUUUGGGUAGACGAUGUUCCAAUAAGAGAAGUGAUAAGAAGCGAAGCAAUGGGAGCAGAUUAUCCAGCGAAGCCAAUGUCUCUCUACGCCACCAUUUGGGACGCCUCUGACUGGGCUACUUCCGGCGGCAAAUACAAAGCUAAUUACAAAUAUGCCCCUUUCGUAGCGGAGUUUAAGUCCUUCUCCCUUGACGGCUGCUCCGUUGAUCCCAUCCAAGAAGUCCCCACCGAUUGCUCUGACUCCGUGGACUUCCUCGAAUCACAAGACUACUUCUCCAUCAACUCACGUCAACGCGCCUCCAUGAGAAGAUUCAGACAACGGUUCAUGUAUUAUUCCUAUUGUUAUGAUACGGUUCGGUAUCCGGAGGCGCCACCUGAGUGUGUGAUUGUUCCAGCAGAGAAGGAUAGAUUUAAGGAUACGGGGAGGUUGAAGUUUGGUGGUACAGAGGCGCGUGGACGACGUAGGAAUCACCGGCAGCAAAGGCCAGAAAUCGAAAGUGAUCCUGACGAAAGAAGACGACUUUUAAAAUAAGAUUUGUACCAUUUUUUUUAUUUGUUUGUGAGUAAAGAGAGAAUAACUAAUAGUAAAGAUUUGAAGAAAAAGAGAAAGAAAUAGGGAAUACGUCAUUCAGAUCCAUAAUUUUAUGAGUUACAAAAUCGUAGUUACGUCAGCAAGCUUUGUUCUCUUUCAUUUUGUGACAAUCCAUCUCUAACUCUAGUUAGAGAGGUUGAAACUUAUAGACUUUUCUUCGUCUGUGGCGGUCAAAGUUCUUUAGGAUUUUGAAAAAGCUAGUGGUCUUGGACCCAUGAAACUAUGGUUUACAAACCUCUUUUAAUCUAUGCAAGCGGGAGACAAUGUCUUCUUUAGAUACUUAGGUUGCAGAUUCCUUUAACAUGUACAUUUCUCUCUGCCAAUUCACUUCCAUCCCAUAUGAUAUUAAUUAGUGUCAGUGGCUAUUAAGGUUCUCAUAAAAUCUGCUCCUGAUCAUUCAAUUCCCUACUGCCGUGGUAGAUCCACGAGUUCAUAGGCCACCUUCAAUAUUGUGUAGUCACUACUAAAUCAACUUUUGAGUCUCACAUCUCACGUGUAGUUCAAACUGGCCUUACUUCAGAGCAGGGGUGUCAAAGUGAGCCGUGAGCUCAUAACAAAGAAUAAGUGAAAUAAAACAAAUGAACACCAAAGAACAAUAAAAAAACAAAGAAGAACAAGUGAACUGUAUAACUAAUUAACAAAGUUGAGAGGGGGAUAGUGGUAAAACCUUGUUUAAAAUGAUUAUAGUGAUGUUGUAAAUCAAAACCUUUUUAUUUGCAAGGAAUAUUACUUAAUUGUGUAUCACUCAUUAACAGUAAAUAUAUAGUGUUGAUUGUUGGCCAAAACAGAUGAUGAGUUUGAGUGGUGUUGUAGAUUCGUAUCCGUAAUUACUGGAAUGAAAUGAAUCCAAAUUUGAAUAUUUACUAGUCUGAUUAUCCCCUGCCAUUGUCUCGUUUGCGACGGCUGAUUUUUGGUUCGUUUGGUGAAAUUCCCGACUCGUGCUUCAAGGAUUUGGGGUUUGUGUCCUUCUGCCCCUUUACGUGGAGUUCGUAAGCUAUCGAUGAAUCUUAUUCCUCUUGGGUUUGAUUCUUUGUAGUUACCCAUGGCUCUUCAGGAUGUGUUCCUGAGCAGUAUAAAGAGAUUCAGAGUCUCCACAAAAUAAGUUUGCCUGAAGAUGUGCGUGUAUCUCCUUUUUUUUUUUUUUGUUGGAACCGUUUGCUUGAGCUUUUGUUUUAAUUGAUUCUAGGUUUCUAUCAUGUUUUACUUUGAUCCUUUUUCGUCUAUAGUUCAAGGUUGGUCCCAUAGAAUUCUUGUAAUUCAAACAGGUAUCUCAUCUUUAAAUCAAUUCAGGGGACAUUUGCGUUUGUGGUAGCUUUUUAUCUCAAACAGGUAUCUCAUCUUUAAAUUAAUUCAGUGUAAGAAAGAAGAAGAAAUAUAUUCAAUACCUCGCUGAUUUUGCUUUUUGUUUAGUUUGAGUGUGUUUAUUUAGGGAGAGGGGAUAGUGGAAAGAGGAUAAACAGAGGCUUGAGAGUAUUGUGACAUCAGAUCCAAACAGACCAGACACUCAACUUGCCAAGUAACAAAUAGUAAGCACGACGCAGUCUCUCGACGUAUGAAGAUGAGCAAGCCGAGAAGUAGAGUAAGACGCAUAAAACUGAUAUCGUGAAUGAUUCAUUCGGUUCUAUAUAGUAGGAAGCCCCCCAAAAAAAAAAGAAUAUUACA